AUGUUGGGAGAGAGGAGCACGGAGAGGAGGUUUAAUGAGUCGCUCCAACAGCAGCAACCUAGGAAGCAGGACGAACAGUGCCCGGAGAAGGAGCAGCAGCAGGAGCAACAGGGGGAGCGACAGGAGAGGCAGGAGAAGGAGCAGCAGCAGGAGCAACAGGAGGGGCAAGGGCAGGAGGAGGAGCAACAUCAGGAGCAGCUGGAGGAAAAGCGCCUGACGCAUAAUCAUCGCCUGGAGGGCUCCCUGCUCCUGAGCUUGAGGGGGAGCCUCGGGGAGGGUGGAACUGGGGAAGGCGGGACUGAGGAUGGGGAGGCUAGCGACCUUAGGACUGGUAUGGUUAGGGAGGAGGGAGGAAGGGGGGAGCGGAGAGGAGGGGGGAGACGAGAGGAGGAGAGAGGAGGGGCGGAGAGAGGGGAGGCGAACAGAAGAGGGGAGGAGAGAGGAGGGGCAGAGAGAGGAAGGGCGGAGAGAGGAGGUGUGGAAAGAGGUACUGGGAUGGAGAGAGGGGUAGAGGCGGAAAGAGGGGAGGGAAGGGAGAAUGGGUUGGGGGUAGCGCGAGGGGUGGGAUCUGGGAACGGGGUAGGGGUGGAAAAUGGGAUAUGGGCGGGGAGAGGUGCAGGUAUGGAAAAUGCAGCUGACGUGAUAAGGGCAUCAGAGGAGGGGAGAGGGGGGGCCAGGGAAGGGAGAUGGGGAGGAGAGGAGGUGUUAAGGGUUGAUAGGAAUUGGGGGGGUUUGAGAGGUAGCUGGGGAGAAGCUGGGUUGCUGUGGCGGAAGGGAGGAAGAGGAGGGAGAGGAGGGGGAGGAGAAGAGGCGGAGGAGGAGUUGGGGGAGGAGGAGGAAGCUGUUGCAGGGUUCAGCCAGGAGGAGCGCUGUGAGGAGGAGGAGGAGGAGGAGGAGGAGGAGGAGGAGGAGGAGGAGGAGGAGGAGGAGGAGGAGGAGGGGGGGGGAGGGGGAGGAGGGGGAGGAUGGGGAGCAGUAGGAGAAGGGGGUGAAGCACACGCAGCUGGCGGGAGAGGGAAUGGUUUCCCCCGGGCGAGGUCUCCCAUACCAAAGCAGAUUUCGCUCUGGCAAUCCACAGGCAGAAACCGAGCCAAGCCACGCGCAGGCUCGGCAGGAGGUCCGGGUCUAGGCCUGGAACUAGGUCUGGGAGUCGCCCUGGAGCCAGGUGCAGCAUCGUUCCAAGCAGAAAGGAGAAACCCCCAGGAAAUCUCCACUCUGGAUUUCCAUGCAGGUGUGACAGCUGCUAUAGCUGCUAGGGGUGGGCUUGCAUCUGUCUCUGCAGCUGUGGCUGCCCGUGUAUCUUCCCCCACAUCCACUGUUGCUGCUGGGGUGUCUGUCUCGCCCCCCGCUUCGUCCCUUGCCUCUCAGCUGCCUUUUCUGGGGCGGGGGUCGUCUUUCCAUGGGAUUGAGUGGGGGAGGAAGGUGAGGGAAGGGAGGGAUUGGAGAGGUGGGAGAGGCGGGAGGGAGGAGAGGGAUGGGAGGGAAGUGCGAGGAGGGAGGGAGGAGAGGGAAGAGAGGGAAGAGGGGGAGGAGAGGGAAGGGGAGGAGGAGUGGGUAGUGAUGGAACAGAGGGAAGGGGAGGAAGGAGAUGAGGGGAGGGUAGGAAAGGGCGAGCAACAGCAGCAGCCACGCCAAAAGCAGGAGGGGGGACGUGCAGAGGGAUUUGAGAUGCUCAGCUUGCAGCAAGGUGAAUAUCCACAGGUGCAGCAGCAGCAGCAGCAGCAGCAGCAGACGCAUCAAGGGGGGCUGGUAGGAGCUGAAGCAGGGUCAACAGGGGCUCCAGCAGCCAUUGCCACGCCAGCACGCCUUGAAGCGCAAGCCUUGCCUACCUCCCUGCCUCCACUCCCCCAAACCUCGCCUCGAGGCUUGGGCCGAAGCGCGGACAGGUUCGGUGCCGAGCCUCGGCCUCUGGUUAGCACAGCAACAGGUCGGGAUGUUUCUCCCCGACCACCCAGGAUCGAAACCAAGGGAAGUCAACUGUACUCAGGUGCUUGUCAAGGGAGUGCUUCUAAAGGAUGUGCUUAUAACGGGGAUGCCUUCAAAGGAGCUGCUUUUAAGGGGGAUGCUUCCAAAGGAAGUGGUUUCAAAGGGGUGAGCUCAACCCCUGGUGGGCAGUGGUUUGCACGAUUGAUCAAGCCUAAGGCUUCUGUUGGAGGAAAUAGGAUCAUAGGAAAGGGAGGAGACAGAGGAGGAGCAGACCGACCAGGAGCAGAAAUACCGGAACCUCGUGGGAUGCUCCCGGCCUUGGCAGCAAGGGCUGUAGCAGGAGGACCAGCUGUAGCGGUACCUAUGCCAGGAGCAACAGUGGGGGUAGCUGUGGCAGGAAGGGCAGCUGCAGCAGUUAUGCCGGGAGCAGCGGCGGGAGUAGCCGUGGCGGGUGGUGGUGGCGGUGGUGGCGGUGCUGCUGCUGCUGUCGCUGCUGGUGCUGCUGCUGCAGCUCCUGCUGCUGCUGUGUCUGCUACUUUUGCUUUGUCUGCUGUGGGUAGUGGUGCUACUGCUGCAAGAGGAUUUGCUGGGAUGAAAGCAGUCCCAGCUGUUUCCAUACCUGACGCAGCAGGUUCGGCUAUUCACGCACCUGCAGGCUCGGACUCCCUUGCUGCUGCAAGUAGGUGUGUGGGAGGGCCAGUGCCUGGAGGUAAGGGAGGGAGGAAGGUGCGUGGAAGGUGGCAGGGGGAAAGGGGAGGAGAGGUCGCGAGGGAGGGGGAGGAGGACGGGGAGAGGGGGGAAGAGAGGGAGGAAGAAAGAGGGGACGCGCAAGGCGGGUAUAAUCCAUUAGUAGUGAGGGGUGAGAGGACGGGGAAGGGGGAGGGAGAAAGAGGGGAGGAGGCACAAGGGCGGUACACUUCAGUAGCAGUGGGGGGUGAGAGGAAGGGGGAAGAAGCACAAAGAGAGAUAGAGCGGCUAUUCUGGGCAAGGGAAGGGCGGGCAGGUGAAGCAGCAGGAGUGCAGGGUCAACUUGCGGGGAUCGGAAUAGUCGGAGGCGACCCGUGGGGGAGAGGGGGGUAUGGGGCAGGAGAACAGGAGGGAAGGCAGGAGGAGAGAAAGGAGGGGAGGCAGGAUGGAGUGGUGGGCGGGGUGGCGGCUUGCAUAGGGAGAACGGGAUAUUUGAGCUAUGGAGUGCAGGAGAAAGGGCAGGAGGGACAGCAGGAGGGACCGCAGGAGAGGAGGCAGGAGAAAGGGAAGGAGGUGUGGCAGAAGGGGAGGCAGGAUGACAGGUUGGAUGGCGUAGGGAGAAUGGGUUACAUGCGGUACGGAGUGGUUGAUGCUGCAGCGAUGGGAACAGAAGGGAGGUAUCUGGAAGAGCUGGGAGAGGGGGAAAGGAUAGGCUUGAGAGGUGGAGUGGGGCAGUUGUUACCAGAUUUGCACAUGGGGCUGGAACGGGUGGGGCAUGAUGAGAGUAGGGAAAGAGAAGGCGAGAGAGCAGAUGGAGGGGGAAGAGGGGAACGAGGGGAAGGAUUAGAGCACGGCAGAGGAAGGCAGGGGCGGGAGAGGCAAGAAGGGCCGAUUGGGUGUGAUAAGAGGGAUGUGGUCCGAAUCCUGUGUGAUGAGAAGGAGGAGGGGCGAGGGAAGAGAGCGAGAGAAGAGAAUGAAUGUGACGACGGUGUUGCUCCAAGGCAUGAGAGGGAGGAGGGGCGGGGGAAGAGGAGGGGGCACCGAGGGGAGAGAGACGGUGAGAGGCAGGAAAAGGACAGAGAGAGGAGGAUAAGGGAGAAGGAGCGGGCGGCGGUAGGAGGGUUGUUGCCAGAUGAGCAAUCUGCCAGGCUGGCAGCGCUGCGGAGGUGGCGACAGGACGCCGCCAGGUGGCGCGAGGAGAUUGGCUGGCAGGAGCGGAGCCUAGGGCUUGUUGGGAAGGGCAUGGGUGUGAGGCAGUUGAAUGGGGUGCGAGAGGGUGGAGAGGGAAGAGAGGAUAGAGUGGAUCGAGGAGGAGGGGGUGGAGAGGGGAUAGAGGGAGGAGAGAGAGGAGAGGGAGUAAGAGAGGGGGAUGAUGGAGAAAGGGCGGAAGGAGAGGAGGGGAGAGAAGGAGCAGGAAGGGGGGGAAGUGGACAGGCGAGUAGAAGGGAGGAAGCGGAAGAGGGAGGAGGAAAAGAGGAGGAGGGGUGGGAAGAGGCGGAGAGGGGGAGCGGGAGACGGGGAGGAGGGGCGAGGGAAGAGGGGGGAGAAGGAGGAAAGAGUGGGCUUGGGUGUGGAGCAGGUGUGGCUGGAGCAGGUGCUACUGAGAUGGGGAACUGUAAUGUGGGGGGUGGCAUUUCAACUCCCCAUGAGUUGGUGGGUGGUGGAGCAGGGAUGGGGAUGGGAAGAGGAGGAGGAAGGGGGUUCGAAUUUCUAGCCCCUCAUGACUUGGUGAUUGGUGGAGCAGCAGUGGGGGAAGGAAGAGGAGGGGAGGAUGCUGGGAAAGAGGGGGAUAAGAUGAGGGUAGUGGCUGAUGAGUGUGGAGUGAAAGGUGGGGAGAGAGAGCAGGAAGGAGGGCGAAGCAGCAUGAGGGGAUUGGAGGACGGGGAGGGGAGCAAGGAGGGAGGCAGUGAGGAGGAGGAAGUGGGGAAUGGGAAGGAGGUUGAGGAGGAGGAGCAGGAAGGAGGGAUGUGUGUGGGUGGGCGUAUGGAGGAGCAGGAGGGAGGAGAGGAGAGAGUGAAGGGUGGGGAUGAGCGUAUGGAGGAGGAGGAAGGGGAGAAGGGAGGGGAGGAGGGAGAGGAUGCGGGCAGGACUGAUAGCAGGACAGCAGGGGAGGAUGCUGGGGAGGAAGGAGUCGGGGGAGAGGGAGCAGGUGGGUCAGAGGGGGACGAAGGAGGAGAGGAUGAGAAUAAGGGAAUGGGAGACAAGGAUAAGGAUAUGGAGUCAGAACAAGACAAAGACGUGCCGACCCCCGUCUGCCUGUGGUGUCUGGCAGAAGGUCAUUGGGCGGCGGAGUGUGCUGACCUGGCAAGAACCCGAGCGAAGCACGCGACCAGUAGCAGGGAGACAGCUGGAAGGGAGACAUCAGGUGCUGCAGCAGCAGACCUGGCAAAACGGGUGGCAGGCACAAGCACUAAUGUGACCGGAAAACAGGAAGGAGAAGCGGGGGGCACAUGGAACGCUCCUGCUGUUUUCCCAGGCUGGUUUGAUCUCUUCGACCCACAUGGCACGGCACAGGAAGGCAGCGGCUUGCCUGCUGCCUUGCUCGCUUCCAUCGAAUCGCUGCGCCUUUCCCGAAGGGAUAUUGUCAAGAUCCAAAGCCAUCCAGGUGUCAGGGCACGAGUGGUUGGCUGCUUCCUCCGCCUCCGAUUGGGCAAGAAAGAGGAGGAUUUGGGCGGCACGGGUUACCGCAUGGCCAAAAUUAGAGGUGUUGUGCGCAAGCAAGCUGUUGAGUCUGUACCCUCGUCGGCUGAUUCGGGUGGAAUGGCACUCACUGUAGAUAUGGGUGACGGGGAAUAUACAGUAGACGGCCAUUACGUCUCCAACAAACCAUUUCUUGAG
Molecule: messenger RNA, 5451 nt
Organism: Closterium sp. Naga37s-1
Lineage: Eukaryota; Viridiplantae; Streptophyta; Zygnematophyceae; Desmidiales; Closteriaceae
Source: the annotation of a GenBank genome assembly